ACCGGCGGCACCGCGUCCGACACAAAAGUCCGGGCGGUGGUGCAGCGUUCAAUGUCCGAGUUUAAAUACACUGUUGUUGUUGUUGUUGUUGUUUUUUAAACCUAUAAUUUUUUAAUAAUGGGAACUGAGACUCCUCUUUGGAAGCGUGUACAAGUGUUUACCGGCCCCGUUCCUCGAGCUAGACAUGGACACCGAGCGGUGGCCAUACGGGAACUGAUCGUGGUGUUUGGAGGUGGAAAUGAGGGAAUAGCGGAGGAGCUACAUGUUUAUAACACUGUCUCCCGACAGUGGUUUCUGCCUGCGGUGAGAGGCGACAUCCCUCCUGGCUGUGCUGCACAUGGGUUUGUGUGUGAAGGCACGCGCAUCCUGGUGUUUGGAGGAAUGGUGGAAUUUGGACAAUACAGCAACAGUCUCUAUGAGCUGCAGGCCAGUCGCUGGCUGUGGAAAAAGCUGAAGCCACGGCCACCGAAGAACGCUUCGCCCCCUUGCCCCCGCCUGGGACACAGCUUCACUCUCCAUGGCAACAAGUGCUACCUGUUUGGAGGGCUGGCCAAUGACAGUGAAGAUCCAAACGGCAACGUGCCUCGAUAUUUGGAUGAUUUCUAUGAGCUGGAGCUACAAACACAGUCAGGAGUCAAAGGCUGGAUUAUCCCUGAAACAAAAGGAGGUGGUCCAUCACCCAGGGAGUCUCACACAUGCGUAGUGUACAGUGGAAAGAGCGGCAGCUCCCCGAAGCUUUACAUUUUUGGGGGCAUGUGUGGGAAUAGACUAGGAGACCUGUGGCAGCUAGAUAUUGACACUAUGACCUGGUCAUUACCUAAAACUUCAGGACCUUGCCCUUUACCAAGAAGUCAACACUCUUCAAAUGUGAUUGGAAACCAAAUGUACCUAUUUGGUGGCUGGGUUCCUGCAGAGCAGAAGAACGCUGUAGGAGCAGAAUGGAUCUGUAGUAACUCUUUGUUUGCAUUAAACCUUGACACAAUGACGUGGAAUCCUCUGAACUCUGAGAGCCACCAGCAACAGCAGUUAGGUACAACUAUACGUGAGAAGGAGGAGGAGGAAGAAAAGGGUGGAAUCUGCUGGCCAAAAGCUCGCACCGGUCACUGCGCUGUAGCCAUCGGGACACGCCUGUACAUCUGGAGCGGACGAGACGGCUAUAAGAAAAGUCGGAACUACCAAGUGUGCUUCAAAGACCUGUGGUAUUUGGAAACAGAGAAGCCAGCUACGCCAGCCGCUGUGUUUUUGGUCAAGUCCACUGUCAACAUGCUGCAUGUGGCUUGGCAUCCUUUACCUGCAGCUGACUGCUACCUGCUUCAGUUGCAGUACGUUGCUCCUCCCUCAGCGCCACAAACCUCUGAUUUGCCGACUACCCCAACCUCACCCACCGGUCUCACAGAGGGGGAGAAGCCGCUAAAGAGACCCAAUCAUACACAAUCUGAGCCGUGUCCAGGAGGUGAAGAUGGAAGCCACAAGAACACAACACUACAGGAGACACCUGGAGGUGGUGAAGCCGGAGCAGAGAGCACGGAUAAACAGAACGAAUUAGAAUUCAAUCCUGUAACUGUCACCAACGAGGGUGACUCUGAAAAAAAGCAGCAGGCGGCCUCUUUGAGACCUGUGGCGGAGGAAGCCAGUAAGCAGAAUGGGACUAAAUCUCAGCAACUGCAAGAACGUGAUAAUCUAUCGAACCCUUCGGGACAGUGUGAAAGAACUAAAUUCUCUGCGUGGUUCGAUGUUGGUAUAUUUAAAACACUCUUCGCUGAAGUCACACACUACUAUUUACCCUCUGAGAAUGGAAGCAAUGACCAAAUCUCGAGUGACCGUGAGUGGACGAUGCCAGGUCCUCACAGCUUUGAAGGAUGGGAAAAGAAGGAUCUCACACCUAAUGUUACCUACAGGUUCAGAGUGGCAGGCAUAAACUGCUGUGGUCGAGGAGACUUCAGUCCGAUUGGUGAAUUUAAGACGUGCCAUCCAGGAUUCCCAGAAGCCCCUCCUGCUGUCAAAAUCACCAAGGCAUCUGAUUCAGUACACAUCACAUGGGAGUCACCCUCCAACACGUCAGGGAAAAUUCAGGAAUAUUCCAUGUAUCUGGCAGUGAAGAAGACGCGAGGAAACACCUCGGAGAAGCCGGGAGAUUUAACUUUUAUACGCAUUUAUCGUGGUGCCAAAACCUCAUGUACAGUGAACGCUGCAAAUCUGAGUAACGCAUACAUCGACUGCUCGGCUCGACCGGCCAUCGUGUUCCGCAUCGCCGCAAAGAAUGAACGUGGUUAUGGGCCUGCCACUCAGAUCCGCUGGUUACAAGAGAACAAUAAAAUCAAAUCAACAUUAAAACCAGACUCCAGCCCUACCAACCCUGAGCCAGACGACAUUAUUAGCUCCUGACGACAGCAGAGGAACUGCUCUCUGUGCUGCUGGGCCUGUUUUCACAGGAGCCGUAUGGUGUUUGAUGUGUUUUCUAACUUAUUUUUUUUAUAUUGUUGAUAAUUGUACAUAAACAUUUAACUAUUAUUUUUUUACUAAUUAGUAUUUUAGCUAGCUAGUGUUCGUUUCCAAAGCAUUUUGCAUUGGACCUCGUGUGGACGGAUGAACUUUUAUCAAAUAAUUUCAUGAAAACAAACAAUCUGAAGACAAACCCUUUAACCUGGUAUAUUGUCAUAAUGCAAGAUAAUACCAAAAGCUAUUAAUGGUUCAAAACAUUUCAUUUUAUCCUCUGUGAAAUGUCGUGUUUUUAGGGGCCAAAUGUUUUAGUUUGAAAUGUUAGACUCCUCCAAAACCCCUGCACUUGAAAGUAUCUGCAGAAGCAGUUGAUUAAUUUUCUUGCACGUAAACACACAACCUCCACAUAAAAUGUUUACAUUUAACAGCUGUGUAUGGAAUCUCUAGGGUCAGUGUUUAUUAUAGACAGUGCUUAGUGUCAUUUAAUUUUUGUACACAGGAAGGUCUUCGGAACAAAGCUGGGUGUAUUAUUUCAUCUUACUAGGUUUUAAAGAGGGAAAAAGAACAAGUGAUACUAGUAACUAACAUUCUUCAUUGCUGUUCCACGUUAAGUGUAUAAAGCAAUAAGAAUGAUGAUUUUGCUUUAAAAGAAUGAAAAUGUCAGCUUUAGGGUGGUAUAAUGGACUUCUGUCUAAGGUGUACGUUUGGUUCAAAUGUCAAACAAAUUCAUGACUUGUUUAACUUCAUGCAAACAUGUUCUUUCAAAUGUAAACUUUUUAAUAAUACGAUUAUCCAA
This is a messenger RNA of Tachysurus vachellii, 3235 nucleotides long. RefSeq names its product host cell factor C2 (gene hcfc2). Gene Ontology annotation, biological process: chromatin remodeling; regulation of DNA-templated transcription. The coding region runs from base 118 to 2385 and encodes 755 amino acids. The record is from RefSeq and is a predicted model, not a curated record. The transcript is spliced from 17 exons. Gene Ontology annotation, cellular component: histone methyltransferase complex. NCBI's taxonomy places the organism in Eukaryota, Metazoa, Chordata, Actinopteri, Siluriformes, Bagridae. Gene Ontology annotation, molecular function: protein binding; transcription coactivator activity.